This is a messenger RNA of Drosophila melanogaster (fruit fly), 822 nucleotides long. RefSeq lists its product as uncharacterized. Lineage: Eukaryota; Metazoa; Arthropoda; Insecta; Diptera; Drosophilidae. The transcript has 5 exons. The record is from RefSeq and is marked reviewed. The coding region runs from base 1 to 822 and encodes 273 amino acids.
AUGGCGUCGUCUAGUUCUGGUGCUAACAAUAAACCACCUCCAGUUCCACCUCGUCCAGUGAAUUUGCCACGCCCAAGUAUGCUGCAUUCUGAGAUUCAGUCUGAAAGCCAGAUAUCCUCUAGAUGCAGAUACAUAGUUUUGGUGUAUCUCCUAGUUGUGGUAAUACUUCUGCUGGCCUUGGUUCAAUGGGAACUUGUGUGCUACUACAAACCAUUAACAGAUCUUUUCUUGGCCCAGUACUGGAUUAGUGUAUCCUGCAUGCUGAUCUCAGCUCCACUUUUGGCCAUAUUCCUUCUCAUUCGACAAGUUCGAUAUUUACCAAUUCUGGGAUGCCUGCUAAUGUGCUCCAUUGUAGCUUACUGUCAUGCGCUCACCUUUCUGAUUUACUUUACCAUAACUGCGAUUUUGGUGAUCGUCCUUGUGCUGAUUGGAUCGUUUAUUCCCUGCGACCUAACUGCUAAUGUAGCUUCCUUGUUCAUCUUUAUCAUGUACCAUGCCCAACUAAUUCGCGGUUGGCGAUACGCAGAACUAUAUUCCACCGAUGGACUCUUUGCCGUGAUCGUCCUUUUCUGUCACUUCUGCAUUAUCUUGAUGCUUUUCUGCUUUUUGGACUGGUCACAAGCUGAUGAUGUUGAUCAUACUGAUUCUUCUGAAUUUGCUUACAGAGCUAUGUGGCCAUUGGUCUCCACAGCUGCCAUUGAAGAUGAUUUUUUGGGUCAGACCACUCAGGACUUCGGGCGCCUGCUAAGCCCACUCGUCGACAUUAUAAUAACAUCCAUCAUUCUGGACCAUACACAAAUGACAACAACUGCCAAAAAGUAG